AUGACUCAGUUAGAAAUGGUUUAUUUAAUGACUGUAGCGAAAUACCUUAAAAGCUAUGAAGAUUUAGUUAAUUUUUCUAUGAUAAACAAGAAAACAAAUGAAGGACUACAAUCAUUUAAAGAGAAUUUAUGUUUAGACAAAGACAAUGUAAUAAAAGAAUUAAAAAUAUUUGGUGGAAUGACAAAUUAUCAAGGAACAAAUGUUAUUUCAUCGUUAAAAUCAAAUUAUGAAUAUUAUGAUAUUGAUGGAAAUAUUCAAGGAAUUCCUAUAAACAAAAUUCGUAAUUGGAAAACAGAUAGUCUUUGUAGUAAUGUCAAUGAAAUGAAGUCAUUAAAAAAACUUAAUAUUACUCUUGGUGGUGAUAUGCAAGGAUGGAUUUGUGCAAAAGAAAUGAAUUGGAAAGGAUUGAGAGAUAUAGAAACAUUAAGCCUAGUUAGAAUCACUCUUGAAGAAGAGCCUUCUACACCACUUGAAGAAGAUGAACUUAAACAAGUUUAUGAAGAAUUUAUUUCAAUUCUUAAAGAAAUUGGAAAUCGACCAGAAAUUAUAGUUGAAGGAGUUGCAUUAGAAUAUGUCCAACAAAUACUUUCACUUGGAAACAAUAUUAAAGUUAUUAAAAAAGUAAGAAGUAUUGAUGGAAUUGAAGAAUUAAGUAAAAACAAACGCUUUAUUGCAAUUAUUGAUGAAAUAGAAGGAGAAGUACUUCCAUUAAUUGAAAGUGGAAUACUUACUAAAUAUGGAAUUACUAAAGUAACAUUUACUUGGGAAGAUGAACACGGAGAAGGAAAACAUCCUACAAUAGAUUUAAGACAAUUUGAAUGUUUAAAGAGUAUUCAUUAUGGACCAAUGGAUGUUCAAUGUGAAUGGAUUUUACCAACAACAAUAACUGAAUUGAGUGCACUUAAAGAAAAUAUUACUAAUUUAAAUCAAUUACAACAAUUAAAAGAAUUAACAUUCUCAUCUAUUCCACAAUGUUCAUUGGAACAAUUAACCACAUUAGAAUUAUAUGAACCACAUGACUUUGAUGGAAUUGAAAAAUUAAAAUGUCAAGAGAUUCAUAUUUUUUAUUAUAGAGGACAAGAAUUAAAUCUUGAUAAAUCCACUGCAAAGAAAGUCAUUAUUAGAGACUGUUUUUCUCAUUCAUUACAUCUUGGAAAUCAAGUAGAACGAUUAGAAAUUAGUAGUAGUGAGUUUAAAAACAUUGAAUGUCCAGAAUCAUUAAAAGAUUUAGUGUUAAACAAUCUUGAUAAUUUAGAAGAAAUCAAAUUCAAUAAGUCUUUAAAAACAUUCCAAU
Messenger RNA from Entamoeba nuttalli P19, 1294 nucleotides. RefSeq lists its product as hypothetical. The transcript has a single exon. The record is from RefSeq and is a predicted model, not a curated record. The annotation marks the transcript as partial. NCBI's taxonomy places the organism in Eukaryota, Evosea, Mastigamoebida, Endamoebidae.